This is a messenger RNA of Pelodiscus sinensis (Chinese soft-shelled turtle), 4300 nucleotides long. Lineage: Eukaryota; Metazoa; Chordata; Testudines; Trionychidae. The record is from RefSeq and is a predicted model, not a curated record.
ACAACAAUCCUCUCUCCCUCAGGAAGUGGUGGCUGAACAACUUUUUCCAGCAAUUGUUUGUUUGAACUGCUUGGUUUCCUAUUCAACCUAAGUGAAACAACACACCGACCGCCCUUUGAGGUUACUGAGCAGGGGCUUCUGCGCUGCAUCCGCAGUUUUUCGAUAUGGAUAGUUUCUUGUUUUAUGUUUUGUUGGCAUCUGUCGGAACUACUGCACAUGCUGGAUUUGUGGUAGCACCAUUCAAGGACAUCAUCAAGAAGCGAAGCACCAGUGAUGUGAUCCUCAAUGGCAUAGAGAUCUACAGCAUAAACAUUGACAGCAAAGUGACAUCUCGAUUUGUCCACACUGUCAUCACCAGUAGAGCUGUCAAUCGUGCUAAUGUGUCUAAAGAAGUGGUUUUCGAUGUGGAGCUCCCAAAGACAGCCUUCAUUACCAAUUUUAGCAUGACAAUUGAUGGCAUCGCCUAUCUGGGAAAUAUAAAAGAAAAAGAAACUGCCAAAAAGCAGUAUGAGAAGGCAGUUUCACGGGGACAUACUGCAGGUCUAGUCAAGGCCUCCGGGAGAAAAACCGAAAAGUUCACUGUGUCAGUCAACGUUGCAGCAGCCAGCAAAGUCACUUUUGAGCUCACCUAUGAGGAGCUCUUGAAGCGGCACUUGGGAAAAUAUGAGGUGCUGAUUAAAGUAAAACCGAAGCAGCUUGUCAAACACUUUCAGAUUGAGGUGAACAUCUUUGAGCCACAAGGUAUCAGUGAGUUAGAAGCAUUUGGAUCAUUUAUCAACAAUGACUUGAUCCAGGCGAUCGAAAAAUCUUUCUCUGGAAAAAAGGGCCAUGUGUCUUUCAAGCCAACCAUUGAUCAACAGCAAACAUGCAAGAACUGCUCAACAUCUUUCUUGGAUGGAGAUUUUACUAUAAAAUAUGAUGUGAAAAGGGACUCCCCAGGCAAUUUACAGAUUAUCAAUGGAUACUUUGUGCAUUUUUUUGCACCUGCGAAUCUCCCCAGAGUGCCCAAGAAUGUGAUUUUUGUCAUAGACAUUAGUUCCUCAAUGAUGGGUCGAAAAUUAGAACAGACAAAGAAAGCGCUCCUCAAAAUAUUAGAUGAUGUCAAAGAGAAUGACCACUUCAACUUUAUCAUGUUUGAUAGUAUGAUAACUCCCUGGAAGGAACAAUUAGUCAAAGCUACCUUAGAUAAUCUGAAGGAAGCACAGGCGUUUGUAAAGUCUAUACGAACCAGAGGAUCUACAAACAUAAAUGAUGCUUUAAUAAGAACAGUUGAAAUGAUGAAUGAAGCUCACCAGGGCAAGCUUUUGCCUGAGAGAAGCUCCUCUACAGUUAUAAUGCUGACUGAUGGGAAUCCCACUAGCGGAGAAAUUAAUCCUAGAAAAAUUCAAGACAAUGUGAAAAAUGCCAUUCAAGGAAGAUUCUCCUUAUAUAACCUCGCCUUUGGCUACGAUAUGGAUUAUAAUUUUUUAGAGAAGAUGGCACUGGAAAACAAUGGAUUGGCGCGCCGUAUUUAUGAGGAUUCCGAUUCAGCUUUGCAGUUACAGAGUUUUUAUGAAGAAGUGGCCAAUCCCAUGCUUCUAGAAGUACAACUGCAUUACCCUACCAAUGCAAUAUCUGAAUUAACUCAGAACAAUUUCAAUCAUUACUAUGAUGGUUCUGAAAUCGUGGUGGCUGGAUGUGUUAUAGACAAUGAACUGGACUCCUUUAUGGCUGAUGUGAAAGCUCAAGGCGCAAACAAUGAUGUGACAUUUACUGAACAAAUAGAUAUUGAAGAAAAAGCUCAAGCUCUCCAAGAACAGGAGUACAUAUUUGGGGAUUACAUUGAGAGGCUCUGGGCCUAUCUUACCAUUCAACAAUUGCUGGAAAAACGCAUUUCAGCUGAAGAAGAAAAACGAGAGAAUCUUACAGCAGAAGCCCUAAAGCUCUCUCUGAAAUAUAAAUUUGUGACGCCACUCACGUCCAUGGUGGUAACAAAACCAGAGGAUAAUGAAGAUAAGGAAGCAAUCGCUGAUAAACCAGCAGAAGGCAAAGCAGAAGAUACUUCUUUUCUGUCUAGAUACAGAGUUCAUUCAAGGGCACACUCUGUUGAUGGAGAUCCGCAUUUCCUUAUAGAAGUGCCAGAGAAAAAAGACCAUCUUUGCUUCAAUAUCAAUUUAGAUCCAGGUGUGGUGUUAAACCUAGUAAAUGACCCUGAUACAGGCAUCACCAUUAAUGGACAGCUUACUGGAAAAAAGAAAGUCAGCCACAAUGCACAGACCCAGAAAACAUAUAUUGGAGCACUUGGGAUUGUAAAUACACAGCUGGCUUUAAAAAUGGAAAUAACGACUGAAACAAUCACCCUCCAGAAUGGCAGAAAGACAAUCGCUUUCACUUGGCUUGAAACAGUCUCCCUACGCCAAGCAGGUUGGACUAUGAAGAUAAACAGGAAAAAGAAUCUAGUGCUUUCAUUUGGAGGUGGUGCAACUUUUAUUGUUGUUUUGCAUCAGGUGUGGAAGAAACAUCCUAUACAUCACGACUUCCUAGGAUUGUACACACUGGAUACUCACAAGGUGUCUGAACACACCCACGGACUAUUAGGACAGUUUUUCCAGCACAUUGAUUUUGAAGUUUUUGACAUCCACCCUGGAUCAGACUCUGAGAAACCACAUGCCACAAUGAUUGUCAAAAACAAUAGACUGUCAGUAACGAGGGUCAGUGAGAAAGAUUACAGAAAAGAUCCCAGCCAUGGAGCAAUCACCCCCUGCUGGUUUAUUCAUAACAAUGGAACAGGAUUGAUUGAUGGAGCUCACACCGACUAUAUUGUUUCCGACCUAUUUAGCACACCACUUACAAACUAAGCACCAAACUUACACGUGCAGUCUCAUACUUUAAAUAAAAUGCUUCUUAAUAGCUAAGAAAGUCAGCUGUAAGAAAACAAUACAGAGAAAGAAAGUUGCUUUUACUCAUUUUUAAAUGAAGCUGAUCUCUGCGGUUUUUAUAGUUUGAUUAGCAAAUGGCAUGUCUCAGUACCCUGUCAUGGUAUUUUGCCCCCAUCCCUAACCCACAUUUAGAGCUUGCUUGUAUAGGGAAAUUGACUGGACAAGCUAUUGCAGAAUAAGCUAUUCUGCCAUAACUAUCUCUUAAAGUCCUGGUCUACACUAGCACCUUAGUCCGAAAUUAGCCCCCCAAGGUUGAAUUUAUAAGCGAUGCAUCCACACUACCAAGCCUGUUAUUCCAGAAUAAGGGGCCGUGGAAUUCAAACUCUAUACUUCUGCUUUUUAACACUAUUCCCGAACUUGUGGGUCUGAAAUAACGUUAGUGUGGACACUCUGGUGUCACUAAUUCAAACUAAUUGGCCUCCUGCAGCUUCCCAGGGUGCUUUGUGGGGCUCUAAGUCCGAAAUAGCAUGUCCACAUUUAUGGAACCUGCCUCGGACUACAUUCAGUUCUUCCCCAUAGUGAGGACACCGAACUUCGAAUUUGUAUCGGGUGUCCAGAAGUCGAACUCGGUAAAUUUGAAAUAAUCUCACAGUGUAGACCCAGUGUGCGAACAUUAUUCCAGAAUAAGAGUCAGUGUAUUUUAGAAGAAUGGGAGUGCACUAAUGAAGUUGAAAUAAAGUGACUUUUAUUCCAGAAUAGUGUGUGCAUACAGGGAGUUAUUUUGAUCAAUUUCUAUGUGGAGACAAACCCAUAUAUUGGAUGAGAAGAAGGAAAGAGAGAAAAAAAAACAAUAACCAAACACAAAAACUAGUGACAAAAGGAAGACAUAAGAAGUAUUGUCAUUCAAUGCAUGCUCAAUGCUAUUAUUAAUUGUUUUAUAUUUCAUGCUAAACUCCUUGAAAGGAACAGAAAGAUUGUCAUUAACUUCAACAGGCUUUGGCCCAGACCUUUACAUGCUACAGUAACAGAAAAGCCUUCAAUGCAUGACUCUGCUUCCCAAAAGACCCUCAAAUUACAAGUGCACUGGGAGGUUUGAUCUUUUUCUGCAUUUCCAUUUUCAAUUCCAUUAUUAUGCAAGACUGAAAUGUGGGUGCACGGAAAAAUUCUACUCUAAUACCCUUUGCACUUCAAAUGAAGCCAUAACAGAAUUCCAGGUGAAUCCUGUAUCUGUGUGCAAAUUUGGCCUAAAUAAUAUAGAUUGCAACAUGAACAAAACAGAUACCUUAGUAUCUGUCAUGUCUUAAGUACUUCAAAAGACUAUAAAGUAUUCUGAUUGGAUCUAGUGGUUUGUGUUUCCUUAUUUCUGAGACUCUCUAAGGCUGUGUCCAGACUCUGGUUUUUUUUCGAAAAAUGUAGCCUUUUUUCAAAAAAACUUCACCUGC